This is a messenger RNA of Ambispora leptoticha, 1674 nucleotides long. The record is from the annotation of a GenBank genome assembly. Lineage: Eukaryota; Fungi; Glomeromycota; Glomeromycetes; Archaeosporales; Ambisporaceae.
AUGACGAAAUACAUAUUCUUCACCUACGGCAUAAUCGCGGGCUACCAAAAAGGAUUGCUAGCCGCUUCCACAGCACUACUAUUAAAGAGUUUGGGACUAAAGGUGACUGCAGCACGAAUAGAUCCAUUUAUACAGCUUGACGGCCGAAACCUCGAUCCUGGCUACAAUUAUCUGUUAGAGGAUGGCGGGAUAGCUGUUGAAGAAUUGGGCAACUAUGAACGGUUUUUGGACACGAAUCUUGAUAUAUCACAGUAUAUUACUAGUGGACAAGUGUUCAAUGGGCUUGUUGAAAAAGAACGUGCUGGUGAAUUUCUUGGACGGUCUGUGUUGCUUGUUGGUGAUGGCACUGAUAAAAUGCAAGAGUUUAUUGAAAAGGCUGCGAUCGGAUCUGAUAUUUGUGUUUUUGAGCUUGGCGCGGAAAUUGAUCUUCCAGAUACACAAACAUGGUUAGAAGCCAUUGAUGAAUUCCAAGAUAAAGUUGGUGUCGAAAAUGUGGCAUUUGUACACGUUGUGCCGUUACUUGCAUUACCGAAUUCGAGCGUCGCCACUAUCACAAAACCAGCUUUCGAUAGUCACCGAUCGCUUAUUACAAAUGGGACAACCCCGGACUUGAUUGCGUGCAUUUGCUCAGGCGAGUUGACUGAAGCUAUUCGUGAAAAGAUCUGCUUUGAACCAACCAAAGUGAUCCCUAUAUACGCAGUUCCUACCAGCUACCAUCUACCAUUCUUACUAGAACGCGAAAACGUUUUAGAAUUUCUCACGAAACGCCUACGGCUAGAUUUGAUCGAUAUAGACCCGAAGCAACUAAUAAUUGAGAAUGAAUCUCUGGGGAAAUGGAAAAACGUUAUUCAAGAUUACAAUAACGCUACGAAAUUCGUGACGAUUGCUAUAAUCGGUAAAUUCAAGAACCAGCAAGAUCUUCAUCACUCUAUUUCCCAAGCGUUGGAACAUGCUUCAAUAGCGUGCGGAAGAAAAUUAAUACUUAAGUGGAUUGAAGCAACCCACUUGGAACCACAAAGUGAAAUCAAUACACCACAUCAAUAUCGUGAAGCUUUGGAUACAUUAUUUUCGGCUAAUGGUAUUCUUGUACCGGAUGGAUUCGCUCAUUAUGGAAUUGAUGGUAUUUUGUUGGCUGCGAAAUCUGCAAGAGAGCGCGAAAUUCCUUUUCUUGGAAUCUCUCUUGGAUUUCUUGCAUCUGUCAUGGAAUUUGCGCGUAAUGUUUGUGGUCUAACUGACGCGAAUUCCGAAGAACUUGAUAAAACAACGACACACAAAGUCUUUAUAAAGGAUAACGAAGUGCUUGGACGCCAUCACACUAAUUUCCUCGAUGUAUCCGAAUGUUGGUCAAAAAUUAGACGAUUAUACGAAAUUUCAAAUAAUCCACAAUCAGACAUCAAAAUCAUAUCAGAACGCCAUCAUCACCGAUACAAGUUGAAUAUCGAAUAUCUUCAGUUCUUGGAGGAUGCCGGAUUGAUUUUUGUGGGAAGCAAUGAGACGGCCGAAAGAAUGGAGAUAUUCGAGCUUAAAGAUCAUCCAUUCUAUGCCGGUACACAAUUUCAUCCCGAAUAUAAAAGUCGUCCGUUUAAUCCUUCUCCGGUAUUUUUGGGCUUUGUUUUAGCUUCGUCCGGGUUAUCGAUACAAUGGUAUAUGGAAAAACAAUCAAGGAGUAAAUAA